AUGGACGGGAGUAACUUCUGUCUCCCUUGCUUCGAACGUGGCGUAUUAUGCCAGUCGCACCCGAAGAAUGGGCCGAAUGGCCCAACACCGCCCCGGUCCGCGGCAUCAUCGAUAACGGAGGAGACCGAAACACGCAGGAGCCCGGCAACGAGCCAUGAUAUCCGCCGCAGCCCUGAUUCAACCUGCCGGCAGUGCCAAAAGGGCAAGCUUAGAUGUGAUCGAAAACAGCCUUGCAGCGGUUGUGUUCGUACGGGUUCACGUUGUCGAAGUGCCUCGGCUGCCCCACCCCAAAUAUCCAAGAAAGAUCAUAUUAAGACGCUUCAAUCAAGGAUUGGUCAUAGUAGGAGCGAUUCAAUCGAGGUCAAUAAAGCCCUGAGGCGGAGUUGCGAAUCUUCAGCAAGCUCGGACCUUCAUGGCUCCAGUCUUGAUAGUCAUCGAGAGACCUUGUCUGUUGCUACGGACUACUUCACUUCAUUAUCUGACGCGGACUUGACCUACCCGGCACGAGCAGAUGUCCCAACUCAGACAUCCACUCCUGUAGAUUCCACCCCACUGCCUAUCAUCGCCAACGAUGCCUUCAACUACACGGACGUGCUUCCGACGUUGCCGGCUCAGGCGCUUGACACCUUUCGGGAUAUUGGGCCCUUAAUGAGAGCUGAUCUAUGCCUGUGUAUCUUGUCGCUGAACAUUGAAUGUAGUGACCAGCUCUACUUCGACAGAGUUCACUCAUUUACACCGUUCUUACACCAAUCCUCGUACAUUCGCAUAUCAAAGCAUUUGGAAAAGAGACCAACAAUGAACAGCCGCUCUACCUCGGACGAAUCCAAACUUUCACAUACAUGUCUACAGUACGCAAUGUGGGCGAUGGCGUCUUCACUGUCGUCGCAGUUUCAACAUUUGUGCGACACCAUGUAUCGCGAAGCCCUCGACCGCCUCGGGAAUCUUGACUCUCCUGGCAGUCCAAUGGAUAAAGAGGAGGUUUUAUUGAAGCAGACCCAGGCGUGGAUUCUCAUCUCGAUGUAUGAGCUGAUGGCAGUCGGUUUCCACCGCGCAUGGGUGAGUACGGGGCGAGCGAUACGCCUGAUACAGCUCCUGCGCCUGAGCAAUAUCGAUUCAAGUUGCUCCAAAGCCUCCGGAUCAGCCGAGGACCCAGAUUACUUUGUCGAGAAAGAGGAGAAGAGAAGGACGUUUUGGAUGGUAUUUUGUCUAGAUACUGUUAUUUGCUUGGCGCAUGAUCUGCCCCGGACGUUCACUGAAUCUGAGAUAUAUACUCGGCUUCCUUGCUCUGAAGACGCAUUUCAAAGCCGCACGCCCACCAUCUCUCUGUUUCUCUCAGAAGCUAUGGAGCUGCAGACAGCCGCAAAGCAACAUCCGUUCUUGGAAUUCAUUCUAUCCAUCUCAAUGUCCGAGCAGAUUCAAGUCCACAAGAAUCGAUCGAGGAUUGGGCAUGAAAGUGGGACGUCGCCUGCCCAAUUUUCGGAGCGCCACAUGUUUGUGGACUCCGUCCUCACGCGGCAGAUUUUCCGUCUGCAGGGCCUCUCCGUAUCACAUCGCGCUGGAUCUAUGACAUUACUUACUAGGAUAGUGGCCCAAGUAGCGUCACUAUCACUUCUGGAGGUGGCCGCAACCAUGCCGGAUACUACUGCAGAGUACCAUCAUCUCGUCGAUGGCUGUGAGGAAAGAGCUGUAGCAGCAGCUAGAGAGAUUGCACGCUUAUCGAGAAUUUUAUUAUCCGAUUUUAACAUUUGCCAGAUCCACCCAUUUACGCCAGCGCCAUUUCAUUCAUGUCGGAAAGCUCUGGUCAGGUUUCAGGAACGUGGCAUGGCGUUAGAAGAUGAGAUUAAGACGAUGAAUGAAGCUUUGGGGGAGUUGAAAGCUGCAAAUGGGUUUUGCCAAGGUAUCCCGAAGCCAGAGCCGCCUCAGUUUGGAUAUGAGGAUGCCUUGGCGACGCCUGACUCUCUCAUGGACCUGUUGAUUGAGGAACCGAGUAUGGGGGACUGA
This is a messenger RNA of Colletotrichum costaricense, 2001 nucleotides long. RefSeq names its product all development altered-6. The record is from RefSeq and is a predicted model, not a curated record. The transcript is spliced from 4 exons. Gene Ontology annotation, biological process: regulation of DNA-templated transcription; DNA-templated transcription. Gene Ontology annotation, cellular component: nucleus. NCBI's taxonomy places the organism in Eukaryota, Fungi, Ascomycota, Sordariomycetes, Glomerellales, Glomerellaceae. Gene Ontology annotation, molecular function: DNA binding; zinc ion binding; DNA-binding transcription factor activity, RNA polymerase II-specific. Bases 1 to 2001 code for a protein of 666 amino acids.